AAGAAGAACUUGUGCAUCUGUCAGUACAAGCAUUCAGUUAUUCUCCGUGUGUCAAAGCAGAAGGAAUCCUGGUCUGAUUUCUUAAGCGCCGUUGUGGCAUGUAAAACGUAAUGGGGAGUUUUAAAACGGUUUGGGUAAAGUGGCCCAAUCGAUUCCGGAUCUGCAUUGAAUGUUUAAGUAAAGGAGGGGGUUGGUUUUGAUGUUGCCGGGAUGCUAGUUGUUUUCUCUAUUAAUACCCUUGACUUGCAUUCUAGCUUCGCCAUUCAGAGACAGGCGUCGUGUGGUGGGUUGUGUGCUAUCAAUAGUGAAGACAGAUAGUGCCAGAGACCCUUAACCCAUCCAAUCUCACCCAGGGUGUAGGUCGGUCUCCUUUCAGACUUCUUCACCAGCCUCUCUCCCUUCCUCCCUUCCAUUUCCUUUUAUAAAGAGUGACUUAAGUUGACCUCUGAUAAAGCUUCUGACAUUGUCUCAAUCAAUGAAGCUGGAGAAGAUUAGGAAGCCAAAGUUGGCACGAAGGUAUUGAAGCAGAUUUGCAGCCACUUUGCCUGAGACUUUGACAGUACAAGGUCUGGUGUCCCCCUGUCUUUCUUCUUCACUGACUCUGGGAAGUCCCCUCGCCCAGUAAUUGGGAGGAAUGGUAGCCACCCAAAAGAAAGAAACCGAGAUCCCUAGAGGUUGCUUGUCUGGGGCAUUGCCUUUGGAAUGGACCUGCCCUGACCCCUGUUUUAGGGGAUGCAUUUCCUCUUUGGUCUCCUGAACAGUGAAGAUACGUGGCAAAUGCCUGCCAUGCUUCCUCCAUUGGCUGCUUGUGCACAUAUUGUUUUGCAUGGAAAUGCUCAGAAGGACACCCAGGGCGCCAGGCCCUGCCAUCCCUACGUGCUGGGGAAAAGCAGCUGCAGUAUCUUCUUAUGGCUAGGCUUAUGCUUAGCACAUUUUAAAAUCUGGUGCCUUUGAAGGCCUCCCUCUCAGAGUGCCCUGAAUUCUCCCAGAGAAUGAAAUGCUCAUGCAGUAAACAAAUGCUUUAAGCUUUGCCUAAAGAUAGCAAUUUUCCCUGUGCCUCCAAAGGGCCUAUGAAAGGCAGAUGGUUUUUUUAAAAAUAAAUGUAAGCCUUCCAAGAGGGAAGAAGACUAUUACAGUUUAUCUAGCAACCUGACCAGCUUCUCUGCUCCUGAUUCCUGAGCUCUAAGAUCUCAAUCUCAUUGCUAUAAAAAUGCACUGGGAGUCUAGAUUAUACACCUGGUCUCUGGAAAGCAGUGAAGGCAUCUGUGAACAAGGCUCAGUAAUGUUUGGAAGCCACUCUGGUUCCAUAGUUGUAAUACGGAACAGGUGCUUUUUGUAUUCGACUCUGCUGUUUUGUUUUGCUGUCUGCUUGCCUAGAGCCAGAGUAAUAACCUGAACAAUGCUACUAAAAUUGCUACCGUGCCCUUUUAAAUUACACCGUUUGUUUCAGUUGCAGACGGAUAGUAUGAGAGCACCAAGAUCUUUGGAGGAUUUAAUGAUAAAUAAUUAACCAUUUUAUUGCCACAGUACUCAUAAAAAUAUUUGGCACAUGAUUAUAAUCGUAAAAAAGGAUUUGGUGGCACUUAGCUAUGUUGGUAUGUAAUCCCGCAUUUCACAGAAUGCAUAACACUAACCCACCCAGCUUCAGUUUUAUUAAUAAUGCAGUUUUGAUCCUAGAAAUUAACUUAUGCCCUAGAAAUAAUAUUAAACAUUGGACUGCCCUGUAUGCACCUGUAUUUUAACAGUGGGAGAUGGAGGUUUCCGAUAACUCUUUUCCCAGAUCCAGCCAAUUUUUGGACAUAAUUCUUCACGAAUAUCAGGUUUGAAGAGACAUUUUGACUCUCCUGCUUUGGGAUUAAUUUGUUUUUGAAGCUGCUUUAGCAUCAACUGAUCAGUCAAGGUUGUGCUCUGGCAUAGUAAAGAUGAAUUCACGUAACGCCCAAUAGUUCUGCCAUAUGAAAAGUGAGCACUCAUUCUCUGCUGAGGUGUAUUCAGUCCCUUAAAAUGAAGUCUCCUCGCAAACUUCAAAUACAGCAGGAGGAUAUCACUCUCUUUUCUGCUUAAUCCCCGUACAGGUAGUCCUCGAUUUACAACCACAGUUGGGACUGGAACAUAUCUGUUGUUAAGCAGCAUAGUCAUUAGGUGACUAAUCAUCCUGAUUUUGCAACCUUUUUGCAUUGUGAAUCAUGUCAUUAAGUGAAUCUGGCUGCCCCAAUGGAAUUUGCUUGUUGGAAGUCCCCUUGAAAGAUUUUUAAGUGGCGAUAUUCUGGUCCCGGUGAAUACCUGCCAAUUGCCAAGCAGCCAAAAUUUUGAUCAUGCGACCGCAGAGAUGUUUCAGUAGUCAUAAAUCACUUCUUCUGAGCUUUUCUAACUUCAAGUGGUCGUUAAACAAAUGGUUAUAAAUUGAGGAAUACUUGCAUAUUAUAAUUACUGUGCUUAAUUGAAGUAACUAAACUUGCUCAUUUUUUUAAGCUUUGAAAGCCUUUAAUUUAUAUCUUGACAUAGUUUAUUAUAAAAUCAAGCAAGCAGUUUGUUUUAUUUGCCCUAACCUGGGACACAAGGCUAACAAAAUUUUACAAAAACAAAGCUGGAUCUCUUGAUUUCCUUUGUGUAUAAGCAAAGUCAUUUUUUUUCCCGUUUCAAAUAUCAUGUAAAAUAAUAUUUUGGAGAAGUUACUAUUUAUUUGUAAUAUGCUUCUCACUUUGUGUUAAUAUUGUUUAAUAAACUUUAAUAAUCAUUGUGUUUCUUGGAAAGAUUUUUAUUUUCAUGUGAAUUCCCUCUGUAGGGAAUUAAUCUGGCAUAAUGGUACUAAUAUGGAUUUGGGUGUUUGUGCUAAUUCCCCCUUUUAAGGAAGGAAACGGGUUGUCCUUUUCCAAAGGUGACAGUCUGUAUCUCACUUAACCCGCAAAUAAAAAUGGAUGCUAGGCUAACAGACUGGUCAAAACACCCCAGUCAGCAUUUUGAACAGUUUACAUCAGAGAUGAGUUAAUCGCCCUUCUUGCUCUUCUCUUACGUAGAAAUUACAAGAUUGUUCACAUUUUGCAUGGGUUUUCCAACUUGUAGAAAGUAUUGUUUAUGCCAAUGCAAGUUUACGGCAUUCUUUCUGCAUGUAUUUCAUAAUUCACACAGAUUACCUAAUCAAAGUAAGCUGAAUAGCUGAGUGAGUGAACACUUAAAAUAUACAUUUGCUCCGUUUAAUAAAGAUCACUUUAGAAAUGUCAACUUAUUCUAACUCAAAAGUGGCUGCAAAUCAGCAAUUAUAGUCACUGAAACAGUUUUUAAUUUUUCUAAGGAAAGCACUGCAUUAAUGCAUGAUAUAAAAGAUUUUUUUUAUAAUUAAAAUGCAGUUUUGAAUGACUGAAUUUUCCAAUUUCAACCACUGCAUUUGUUGAGGCACAAGCUGGAAAAUGGAACUGGUAUCAAUCCGCGCUCUAGAUUUUUUAGCAAUUAUCUGGCAAUGGAAUGAGGGAUCCGGAGGUUCCCUCACAGAUAAGGUUCCUCUGAAUUAAAGCUAAAGUAGAAGAUUGAUAUGAUUUAAUCUGUAUUUCUUCCAUUUUUGAUGAUGUAUUAGUAUUUUCACUCAAAGUGACCCCAAAGUUAGAUAGCCAAGAUAAUCAUUUAUUUAUUUUUGGAAUAAUUGUUUUUAAAAGAUUGUAAUACUUUUAAAUAAUCAGACUAAAAGCUGAGUAUACACACUGCACUAAUUGCAUUUGAGGCCAGUAGCUCAUAAAAAGUAUUCUUUGCUUUAAGAAAAAUAUUGCUCAUUUGUUUUCCUUCUAGAGAGGGCCCUGCUCUCAAUUCAACGCUUCUGCAAUUUAACUGAUUUGUAAGACAAGUUCACGUCCCAAGUUAAGCUUUGUUUUAGUUCUGGAUUUCAGAGCAUUUCUGGGCAUCUCCAGAGGUGUUUUAGAGCCCAUUGAACACUUGAGCAGUUAUCUUGUUAUCCAAGAAGAUUUUGGGGCCUGUGGAGUUCCUGCAUAAUCCUUUCAUUUGCAGGAACCUGUCUUGCCCCUUCCCUUGACAGGGGCUGCUCAGGCUGAGUUCCUCAUUCUUUCUUCCAGCUUGAAGAAUGUGGAGCUGCUUUUGGCUGAGGAAGGGAUCUCUGCCUGACCCCCCCACCCCCCUCCAAGGGCAUUGAUUCUUUCAGGACCAGGGCAGUCCUCCAGGUUAAAACCUUAGCCGAUGCUUUUUUUUUUCUUUUUUGGAAAAUUCCUAAAAGACAGUUGGUACCAGUUCCAUUUGUUGCUCUUCAGUUAUUUUACAUUUCAUUUCUCAUUUGAUAAUUGAUAUCUGGAAUAAUCAGCAGCUCUCUUCUUCUCAUUUAUUUUCUCAUAUUUUUAUUCCAGGAUUUUGCCUCUGAAGCAGGGAGUGUCUGCAUUAAAAAUGACCUGCAGUUCUCUGCUUCAUAGAUGCUUCUUCAGCUCCCUCUUCCUCCGUGGGCGGUGCUUGCAGCUCCUUUACCACCUCUUCCGGCCCCACCAUUUACUCUACCUCAGUCACUGACAGCAAAGCUAUGCAAGUGGAGGGCUGCUCCUCAGCCAUGGGGAACCUCAGAAGUCCCCAAGGUGGCUGGAGGGAAGAAGAGCCCUCUGUUGUGUGGUCAGUACCUGAGCAAAAGUGAAGGCAAAGAGCUGAAGAUCCUGGUACAGCCGGAGACUCAACACAGAGCUCGCUACCUCACUGAGGGCAGCCGAGGCUCAGUGAAAGACAGAACCCAGCAAGGAUUCCCCACCGUCAAGCUGGAAGGUCACAACGAUCCUGUGACGUUACAGAUAUUUGUGGGCAAUGACUCUGGCCGGGUGAAGCCCCACGGAUUCUAUCAGGCCUGCAGGGUGACAGGGCGGAACACCACGCCCUGCAAAGAGGUGGACGUCGAGGGCACGACUGUCAUCGAAGUAGGCCUGGAGCCCAGCAACAGCAUGACGCUGGCGGUGGACUGUGUUGGGAUUCUGAAGUUGAGGAAUGCAGAUGUCGAAGCCCGAAUAGGCAUUGCUGGUUCUAAGAAAAAAAGCACUCGAGCCAGACUGGUUUUCCGUGUCAACAUCCCGCGGAAAGAUGGUUCUGUUCUAACGCUACAGACUCCGUCCUCGCCUAUCCUGUGCACUCAACCUGCAGGCGUGCCGGAGAUCCUCAAGAAAAGCCUGCACAGCUGUUCAGUGAAAGGAGGAGAGGAGGUCUUUUUGAUCGGGAAGAAUUUCCUGAAGGGAACCAAAGUGAUCUUCCAAGAGAACAUCUCUGAUGAAAGCUCCUGGAAAGCCGAGGCAGAAAUUGACAUGGAGCUGUUUCACCAGAAUCAUCUAAUUGUGAAGGUGCCACCUUACCAUGACCAGCAAAUAACUACACCCGUUUCUGUUGGGAUUUUUGUCACGACCAAUGCUGGGAGAUCACAUGACAUACAACAAUUUGCAUACACUCCAGAUACAUCAGCUGAGACUCUGAAUGUGAAUGUGAAGCAGGAAAUAUCCAGCUCAACCCAGCCCUGCUCUUUUGAUGAUGUAGCCAAAGUAAACUCCAGUGGUUGCAAGUUGGACCAAGUAAACCUUCUCCCCAGUGCCUUGGUAACUCCUCUCAGGCCAAACAGUAUCGUUAAGAAUGAAGAGGCUGCUCCAAUGGAACUUUUGGCUGAGAAAAUGUCUCUUCCUGCCUUUAAUACAACCAGCGCCAUCGGGCAGUCUCAAACAACUUUGGAAACCACCAUAUCCAGCCUCUUGGGGAGUGGCCCAUUCUCCUCUUCUGCUUCUCAUUUAGCUCCAGAGAGCGAAAAACAGCCCCCGCAACCACAGUACCCUCCUGACCCCAGGCCUGCCCUUCAGGCUCCGGACCUGGUGCAGUCCGGCAGCUUUGCAGCCGCCUCUGCUCCGAGCCAGCUGCAGAACAGUGACAGCCUCCUGCAGCAGGCCUCCCAGUUCCCCUUGAGGGAAGCUUCCUCCAGAGAGGCUUUGCAGUCGGACAGCACAGCCAUGGCUUUGUCCCAGCUGACGGAGGCUCCCCAACAGCCGCCUCCCCUUCAGGAGUCCAGCCAGGCACUGCAGCAGCAGCAGCAGCAGCAGAUCUCCUCCAGCAUGUUCUCCUCGGCCGGCGGGGUGAGCCAGCUCCAGAGCACAAUCCAGCAGCUGCAGGCGGGGAGCUUUCAGUCCAGCCCCGGGGACGGCGGAGGUGGCAGCAGCAGAAACAUUGACCUGGUUCAGCAAGUGCUGGAAGCUCAGCAGCAGCUGUCCUCCGUCCUCUUCUCAGGCUCCGAGGGCGAGGAUGUGCAAGAGCAGCUCAACGCAGAGAUCUUCCAGCAGGUCAGCCAGAUCCAAAAUGGAGUCAACCAGGGCAUGUUUCCUUCCGCGGACACCGUCCACUCGAGGGCAGAAGACCUCCUCCCCAGCCGAAGCGAGAUCAUGCGCCCACAGCCGGAGGCUUCGUUGGCUGGGCAGCAGCAGGCGCAGCAGCAGGCGCAAGCGAUGGAGACGUCUGCUGCGAUGGUGAUUGACAUGCAGCAAGGCCUUUGCCAGGCCCCCAGCCGCAUGCCGUCCGACCUGUUCGCCUCCUCUUCCUCCUCCUCCUCCUCCUCUUCCUCCUCGGGAAAUGGGAGCAUCCAGCAGUCCCCAGUUUACACGCCAACUUCCCAUUUGAUAGGCGGGCUGUCAGCAAGCGAAGACAUGCAAAUGCAGUGUGAGCUGUUCUCCCCCAACAGCGUCCCCAACAGCGACGCGGCCACCCCAGGGCAGGAGCAGGUGCCCGCCGGCGGCCCUGCCCUCUUCCCUGCUUCAGGCUGCUCUGCGGAAGGCAAAGAAGCCUCCGGACAAGCCAAGCAGAUGCAGAGCACCGUCUUUCAGGCCAUGGUCCAAAUGCAGCACAGUGGGGAAGGCCAGGCCCAGGUGGCCCUUUUCCCUUCCUCGGAGGAGAUGCUGGCUGCCGUUCAAGGCCCCGGAGCCCAGCAGCAGCAGAGCGGGGGGCUCUUCCAGCAGAGUGGGGAGCAGAUGCUCUCUCUCCAGGCGGGCAGCUUCUUGUCCCCGGCUGCCCACUCCCAGCCUCAGCUGUUCCACUCUCAGAGCCCCAUCGGGGACGCCCAGAGCAUCUCUCAGGAGGCCCCCGGUUCUCUUUUCCACAGCCAGAACGCUGCCUCCUCUUCUGAACAGCUGCAGCAGCCCAUGUUCCACUCCCAGGGGAGCCUCGGGGUGGUUCCGGACCAGCAGGGAGGCAGCCUGUUUCUCUCCCAGAAUGCGCAGGAGGAGCAGAUGCCGUUCUUCGCCACACAAAGCUCUCUCUCUCCCUUGCCAGGCCCGGCCAGGGCUGAGCAGCAGCCCUCCUUCCAGCAGCCCCACCUCCAAGGGCCUCUGCUCGCCCAGGAGCAGCACCAGCCGACACAUCAGGGCCUCUUCCAGGCCCAAGUAACUCUGGCCCCCCUCCCUCCCUCUGGGGUGCCUCCCAACCAGCAGGGGGGCAUUUUCCAAGCCCAGCAUUCACUUGUGGCUCUUCAAAACAGUGCCUCCGCCCAGGAGCAGCAGAAGCAGCAGCAGCAAAGCCUGCGGUUCAGCAGCCAGAACCCCAUGAGCUCCGUGGCCUCCCAGAAGCCAACGCUGCUCUUCAGCUCCAGCCCCAGCACGAUGGCCAGUCAGGAGCAGCAGCAGCAGAGCCAGCCUCUCUUCCACCCGCAGAGGGCCCAAGAGCAGCAGCAGCAGCAGCAGCCCAUGCAGUUCCAGAGCCAGGGUUCAGGCUCCACCCAAGCUGAGCCACCACAACCGCCGCCAGGUUUAUUCCAUGGCUCCCCCCAGAUGCAGCUGGGAUCCCCCAGUGCUCAGGAGCAGCCAGUCACCCUCUUCCUAUCAUCGGCUUCCAUGUCUGCCUUGCAGAGCAACAUGGGCCAACAGGAGUUGCAGCAACCCCCUCUGUAUCCCUCCCAGAGCAGCCUGCCAAACAUGCAGGACUCUUCGUCGCCCCCCCAGCAGCAGCAGCAGCAGCAGCAGGCAGCCUCUUUGUUUCACAAUGCAUCUGCGGGAAGCUCCCUCAGCCAGCUGCAGAACUCCUCCGCUUCAUCCCCCCAGACCUCCGGGAUGUUCCUCUUUGGCAUCCAAGACACAGGUUGUGGCCAGCUGUUAACGUCUGGACCGGGUUCCGUGUCGGAGCAGAUGAUGACCCUCAGCCAAGCACAGAACGAGGUACAGCCGUCUGUCACGGCUCUCCUGUCCCAGCAAAUGUCAGAGAGUCCUCAGAUUUCUUCUGCAAUGACCACCAAUCAGAAUAUGAAGAAGAUUGAUGACCUGCUUGUAUCCCUCCAAAAUCAGGGGAACAAUGCCAUGGCCGGCUCCUUCUAACAAGCGAGAAAUCCUGCACUGGACAGGCUGCAUCUCUGGCCAUUCUGGAGUUUAGCAAAGUAGCAUUCACUCUUCUCUGUUGAAAGAUGGCCGAAAGCAACAUCUUCAUCCUUGCUUUGGAAGAAUCCCACUCUGGAAGUUCUGCUGAAGUGGGGGGCAAAGCUGGGUUUUGUCUUAUCCAGGCAUGGGUUGGACUGUUAUCCCCAUCCCCAGUUCUCAGAGGGAUGUGGAGCAUGGCUGUCACAUGUCAGCACAAGGCAAGAACAAUGGGCUCCCUCUCCCUCCCUCUCCCGUUCCUUUUCUGGUUUCCACGAUCCUUUGGGCACAUUUCCUGUGUCCUCAAUCUUUUGACGGUUCCCCAUGAUUGGUGGCCACGUAUGGAAAUGGCUUCCAUUGAAAACUGUGGCUGGAGAGGCAUGGCACAAGUCUUCUGCGUAUGCUAAGAAUCCCACCCAGGAUCACGUCUUGAUGCUGCACCUGUUCGGGUGGUGACUGUGCAUGUCUGGAUUGGGCUCUGAAGCAGCAGCGGCUCCCGUCAGAGAGAGAGGGGGAGGAGCCCCUGGGGUGGGGGCACAAGGAGGGCCCUGCAGGGCAGGCACCCUCGGAUCGGGGCUGUAGCUUGCUGAGAGCCGGGCGCAAGGGACCUCAGUGCUCGGCUGUUCCCCCUUGGCAGUUGCUGGUCUAAGGAACUCGUUUCGGAGUCUGCUUUGUCUCCCUGGAGUUUCCACCCUCCUAUUUAAAUAUUCUGUCAUAUACAGAAUUAACUUUCCGGCGGACUAGAAAAGCAGAAAACAAAUAUUUGUGGUGAAUACAUGGCAGGAUUUAAGGAAGAAAGAGUAGAGUUUAGGUUGUUUUCGACACAGUUGCCGGGAGAUGGAGGCUCCAUGCUGGGAACAUGGAGCUCCAUUUUGAGCUCCAGGGCAGGGGAGCAGCCUCGCUCCUGUCAGAGGCCUUUGCGAAAAGGCCAGUGCGCAGGCUCUCCUGGGCUCCACCGCCUGCAGCCGCCUCCAGGCCUCUUGCGCGGGGCGUCUGCCACUCCAGAGUGGCCCUGGGCGGCUCCCGCUGACCUCUCGGCUGUUUGUCUUCUGGGCUGAGAAGAAGGCCGCUUGUCUCCCUCGUGCGCCUGUUCUUUCUCAUGCUGUGCCAGUCCGUCUCUUCUGUUAGUGGUCCGUGUGUUCAGUCCCAAGAGGUUUGGGUAUCGUUUUCAGUAGUACAGGCUCUUUUGCCAAUAUGAAGGGAACUUUUCAGAAAGAGGCCUCCUCGAGGUCAUUUAAUUUUGAAUACAGUUUUCAGUCGUUCAAGUUUUGGAUGGUUUAUAUCUAAUGUGUGUUUCAUUUUUUGGAAAGCUCUAUUUUGUAUUUAGUAAAUGAUAAACUAUUUUGCUAUUUGUACUAGAUGAGUACAUUGGCACACACACACACACACACACACAUAUAUAUAUAUAAUAUAAUAUAUAUAUUAUACACACAUACAUUCACACACAUAUAUUCUUCUUGCCACAGAUUUUUUGUGGCAAAUGUGUGAGUUUAUAGUCUCUUCUCCCACCACAUGGCAUCUGGUUAUGGGGGAAAGGGGACAGGUUUGUUUAAUCUUCAUGGAGUAUUUCUGUAACUUUUGUGUCAGGUGUUCCUUCUUUGUCUGGCCAUUCCAUCAGUGCUGGCUGGCCAUGAAGGCAGCUUCACCCCCAAGGGAUGGCCCUCCUGCUGUGGGGGGCUCAGCAGGGGAGUCCCUUGGGGUGACUUCUUAAAAGCUGGGAUUUGAUUCCACUUUUAUUCUCUGUUAAUGUCUAACAUUUUUGCUGGCUUUUUAAUUUAUAACACUAAUGCUCUCUGCUUUCCCUCUUUUGUAAAUCCUAUAGAUUCCUUGAACCUAACUCUGAUGCUGAGAAAGAGAGAUGCACACAUGCGGAGGGAAUUAUGGGGAGGUGGAAAGGAGAGUGCAAAAGUCCCCAAGCCAGUUUACUUGUUUUGUGUGUGUGUGGGGAGGAAACGUAUCACAGUCUGAGGUCAGCUCCUUGUUAAGAGGUCUCCCGUCCUCUCUGAAGCGGGGGGGGGGGGAUGAGGAGGGGCCGUCUGGUGAGCCGCUUGGGGCCAAUGCUGAGAUACCUGGGACCAAUCCUUCAUUGAACUGAGGUUCUGCCCAGAUCCCCAGGGAGCUGCUGAUCCUCCUUGCCACUUCUUGUGACAUCAGCAUCUGCUGCUCGUUCAAAAUGGUGAAACUGAUAAUUUUGUUGGUUGGUUUUUACUUUUCCUUGGUCCAGUUUAGGUCAAUAUUUAAAUGUGCAACAUUUUGAAUAUGUGAUUUGGUUACCAAAUGUAUCUUUUUGGAUCAAAGGGGCUGCUCAGUAGCUGGCAGAGGCUGGUCCUACAUCUUUGCUCCUGCUUUCUGUGGGCAAAGGGGGCGGAGUAAGGAGAGCUUCCCUUGGCAACCCCUCCUGCACCUGGCUGCUUCAGCAACCCUGCAAAGGCUGCAUUCCCCACCUGGCUGUUUUCAGGGCACAAGGAAUGUGAGAGACCCUGAAGAAGGCCAUCGUAGGAGAAGGACCCAUCUCUUCCUGUGGGAGAGGGUCCCUGCCUUUUAUGCUAAAGCAGAGAUUAUGGGAUUCGUUUGUAGAAUCAAGUCAAGGUCCAUGGAUACAAGCCCCAGGAAGAAGAUUACAGUUUAAAAGAAAGUCUUUUCAAAUACAGCGUCAGGGUUCUGGCGGCCCAGUGUAAAAGAUGGCUUCCAGGUCUGACACAUCCCCUUUAUUAAAGUUUAUAUUAAGAAUUUUCCCAUACAGGUAGUCCUUGAUUUACAUCCUUUCUUUUAGUGACCAAAGUUACAACAACACUGAAAAAAGUGAUUUACAACGGAUCCUCACACUUACCGUGGUCACGUGAUCAAAAUCCCAGCACUGGCAACUGGCGUGUGGAGCUGCUGGUUCCAGUAUCCCGGGGUGGAGGGACGGCCGUUCGAGAUCUGACAAGCAGCGUCAGUGCGGGAAGACAGGUUCAGUUAACAACUGUGUGAUUGGCUCCACAACCACGGCAGAAACGUUGGUAAAAUUGGGUGUGAUUCACUUAACAGUUGCCAUUCUUGGCAAUGAAAAUUCUAGCCUCAGUUGUGGUCGUAAAUUGAGGACUACCU
Molecule: messenger RNA, 11429 nt
Organism: Thamnophis elegans (Western terrestrial garter snake)
Lineage: Eukaryota; Metazoa; Chordata; Lepidosauria; Squamata; Natricidae
Gene: NFAT5
Product: nuclear factor of activated T cells 5
Exons: 13
Coding region: 4410-8303 (1297 amino acids)
Biological process (GO): regulation of transcription by RNA polymerase II; calcineurin-NFAT signaling cascade; cytokine production
Cellular component (GO): transcription regulator complex
Molecular function (GO): DNA-binding transcription factor activity, RNA polymerase II-specific; transcription factor binding; RNA polymerase II cis-regulatory region sequence-specific DNA binding
Source: RefSeq, a predicted model, not a curated record